Molecule: messenger RNA, 3112 nt
Organism: Dermochelys coriacea (leatherback sea turtle)
Lineage: Eukaryota; Metazoa; Chordata; Testudines; Dermochelyidae
Gene: NECTIN1
Product: nectin cell adhesion molecule 1
Exons: 6
Coding region: 784-2331 (515 amino acids)
Biological process (GO): protein localization to cell junction; homophilic cell-cell adhesion; heterophilic cell-cell adhesion
Cellular component (GO): adherens junction
Source: RefSeq, a predicted model, not a curated record
ACCAGAAGGGAGGGACCCGCUUUCCCCCCGUGCUGAUGCUCCAAGGAGACUCCGGUUCUUUCCCCCAGCCGCAGCAAAAUCUCGGGGUGCCAAAGAGUCCCCCCGGCCGCCGCCAGCCCGCUCGCUCGCUCCCGCUCUCGGGGCCCGGGGCGUGCCUCCCCCCUGCUCCUGGAGGAGAGAAGCGAAGACAUGGAGCUUUGCAACUUGCACCAAGCUGGGGCCAUCUGAUCGCCGCAACGUGGACUGGAAAUUAACAAGCCCUUUCCCCUCUUGGCACAGCCCGGCCGGGCGGCGGGGGAAGAGAUCCAGCCUCCUGCGUGGUUGCAUUGGGAUUUGUUCCCCGGUGAAGGGCUCCGACCUGCCCCCAGGGUCCGGAGGGGGAGGCGGUGAAGGGGAGCAUGACCUGUCCUCCGCCUGCUUUCAGGGAUCGGCGGUGCUAAGGCAGAGCGCUCUGCCCCUGAGGACGUGGUCGCCGGAGGAAGAAGGAGAGCUCCCCGCUGUGGGAGGGGAGGGGGGGGGAAGCCGGGUCCGGGCUCCCUCUUGGAGCAAUUUUUGCACCCCCAGAAGGGAGGCUGUCCGCGACAAUCGGUGGAUUUUCAAGGGGCCCCUGCGCAGCCUGCCCCGCCAGAUUUGCUUGGUGCGCCCGAUAUUUAUUGCCCCUGCCUGGGUCGUGUUUGUAUUUUCCUUUGCCAUUUCUUUUUGGAAGGGGGUUGGGGUGCAAACCCAAGCCAGCAGCUCGCCUGAGCCCCCGCGUCGCGCCCGCUGUUUGAGUAAGGAACUCUGAUGGCUCCGCACCGGCGGCCGAGUUGCCCUGGGUGCUGGUGGACUGCUGGAGUUUGCUUGCUGGUGGCUUCCCUCUUACCAGGGCUCCGGGCUCAGACCGUCCUGGUCAAUGACACAGUCUCGGGGUUCAUCGGGACGGAUGUGGUCCUUCACUGCAGCUUCACCAACCCGCUCCCCAGUGUGAAGAUCACGCAGGUCACGUGGCAGAAGGCCACCAAUGGCUCCAAGCAGAAUGUGGCCAUCUACAACCCUGCCAUGGGAGUCUCCAUCCUCUCCCCCUACAAAGAGCGCGUGACCUUUCUAAACCCCUCCUUUAAGGAUGGCACCAUCCAGCUGUCCCGGCUGGAGCUGGAGGAUGAGGGCGUGUACAUCUGCGAAUUUGCCACCUUCCCAACCGGCAACAGGGAGAGCCAGCUGAACCUCACCGUGCUGGCCAAGCCCACCAACCGGAUGGAGGGCACCACCCGGCCCCUCGUAGCCAGAUCCAGCAAGACGGAAAAGAUCUUGGUAGCCACCUGCAUGUCCUCCAAUGGGAAGCCGCCCAGCACCGUCACCUGGGACACCAAGCUCAAAGGGGAGGCGGAGUUCCAGGAGAUCAAGAACAGCAAUGGCACCAUCACGGUGAUCAGCCGGUACCGCCUGGUGCCGAGCCGGGAGGCCCACCGGCAGCAGCUCAUGUGCGUGGUCAAUUACCAGCUGGACCGUUUCACCGACAGCAUGACUCUCAAUGUUCAGUAUGAGCCAGAAGUCACCAUCGAGGGCUUUGACGGCAACUGGUUUUUGAAUCGGAAGGAUGUGAAACUGACGUGCAAAUCCGAUGCCAACCCCCCCGCUACCACCUACCAAUGGAGGCUGCUGAACGGCUCGCUACCCGAGAACGUAGAAGUCCAGAACAACACCCUCUUCUUCAAAGGGCCCGUCUCCUACAGCCUGGCAGGGACGUACAUCUGUGAGGCCACCAACACCAUCGGCACACGGUCGGGGCUCGUGGAAGUUAAUGUCACAGAAUUCCCCUCCACCCCGCCUCCCAACGAUGACCGCAAAUCAGUGACGCAGCCGAACAUCCCCACGGCCGUGAUUGGGGGCGUGGUGGGCGGAGUCUCGCUGGUCCUGGUGGUGGCCGUGGUGCUCUUUGUGGUGCUCCGGCGCCGGCGUCACACCUUCAAGGGCGACUACAGCACCAAGAAGCACGUGUACGGCAAUGGGUACAGCAAGGCCGGCGUCCCGCAGCACCACCCCCCCAUGGCCCAGAACCUGCAGUAUCCCGACGACUCGGACGACGAGAAGAAGCCGGGCCCGCUCGGGGGCAGCAGCUACGAGGACGAAGAGGAGGACGCCGGAGGCGAGCGCAAGCUGGGCCUCGCCAACAAGUACGAGGACGACGCCAAGCGGCCUUACUUCACGGUAGACGAGACCGGGGCCCACACGGAGCCCUACGGUGAAAGGACACUCGGUUUCCAGUAUGAUCCCGAGCAGCUGGACCUGGCCGAGAACAUGGUCUCCCAGAAUGACGGAUCUUUUAUUUCCAAAAAAGAGUGGUACGUGUAGCUCACCCCCUCUCCCGACCCCCACUCAUGCGCUUCCCCGCCCCGCUCUCUAGACCCCGGCCGAGGGCUGUUCGCACAUGCAUCGCGCACGCGCGCUUACAUCCAUGCACGUCCACUGCUGCCCGGCCCAAGAGAGCUCGAAAGAGACUUGAGACACCUGCCACUCACUCGGAGGCAACGGGAGAGGGGAGGGAGGGGCUGGUAGCUUUGCUUUUGGAUCGUUUUUUGGGGGGAGGUUGUUUUGGUUGGUUGGUUUGUUUUUUUAAUUUCUCCCAAUGACUUUGUCCCCUUCUGUGGUGUUAGUACUGAUCGGUGGCUUAGGUGUUACUAUUUGCUUUAACUACUACUGCCCAUCCUUGUAUAAUAUGCCCUGUUUGUGUCUUAGUGUAUCUAAUCGCCCUUCCCCAAAGACCCCUCCCGCUCCAUGCCCCCCGAAACACUGGAAUAUGUUUGUAUGUUGUCUUAUUUGGGGGUGGGGGGAGUCCAUGGGAGGGCAAAAAAACAGGAGGACCAAGGAGGGGAAAAGCACAAAGCAAUGAAGACCUAGAUGCCAUAUCAGAUGAAUUUUUUUGGUUUGUUUUUUUGUGGUGUUUCCAUUACCCACAAUGCGCCUGUGACGAGCAAGUCUCAGUGUUAAGCAUGUUAUAAACAAAUAAGAAUCAAAGGAAACUAAGCAAAAUCCAAGGCGCACGGGGCUGUUAUUGGCACAGGGAAAUGGAGCUGCCGUUUUCUGCCUCCCAUUUAUUAUCCCUUUACAGUAUUUAAAAACAAACCAACAAAAA